Messenger RNA from Metopolophium dirhodum (rose-grain aphid), 4653 nucleotides. It is a transcript of the gene kibra, whose product is annotated as protein kibra. Gene Ontology annotation, cellular component: cytoplasm. Bases 421 to 3615 code for a protein of 1064 amino acids. The record is from RefSeq and is a predicted model, not a curated record. The transcript is spliced from 17 exons. Gene Ontology annotation, molecular function: kinase binding; molecular adaptor activity. Gene Ontology annotation, biological process: cell migration; regulation of hippo signaling; negative regulation of organ growth. Lineage: Eukaryota; Metazoa; Arthropoda; Insecta; Hemiptera; Aphididae.
UUACUCGGUCCGACCAUUUCCAAGAUGGCGAAGCGCGCGUGACAUCUACGGUCGUCGGUCGGUCCCCGCUGCAGUCGUCGUACGUAGCGAACGAACGCGAUAUUUUUUUACUCUCCACUCUCGUGUCGUAGGCAGUCCGAAAAAUGUUCUCGUCCGAUUUUUAAUCAUUACGAUUAGUUUUCUUAUUUUACAUAAUAUAAUAUAUAUUAUAUUUUGAUCGACGCCGCCGCCGUUCUCCGCAGUGUAUAGUAAUAAUAAUAUCUACCGCUGCCGCCGCCGCCGCCACCACAAACGCUGUUAUCGUUAUCGUUAUUAUUAUUAUUAUUAUUAUCGUCAUCGUCGUACCUACGCGGUGUUUGGCCGAUGUGAUGGAUUCGAUUUGGUGAGUCCGACUUUGAUGGAUACAGUACCGCAGACACGAUGCCGAGACGACGGAACGGAGAGAUACCGUUGCCCGACGGUUGGGAUUUCGCGAGAGACUACGACGGCAAAGUGUACUUCAUCGACCACAAUUCCAAAAAGACCACUUGGAUCGACCCCAGAGACAGGUACACCAAACCACAAUCGUUUGCUGAUUGUAUUGGUAAUGAAUUGCCUCUUGGAUGGGAAGAGGCCAUCGAUCCAGUUAUCGGAGUCUAUUAUAUCAACCAUUUCAACCAAUGCACCCAAUUGGAAGACCCAAGGUUGGAAUGGAGAGCUGUCCAGGAAGCUAUGUUGAGAGAUUACCUUCAUACAGCCCAAGACGUCUUAGAAGCGAAAAAAGAAAUUUACGACAUAAAACAGCAACGGUUGUAUUUAGCUCAAGACGAAUACAAUCACCUCAACAAUGCUCUGUCAACAUUAAACACGUCUAGAACUAGUCUCUGUUCGAGCACCAGUAAUAUAAGUACAAAAUAUGAUCCCGAUUUGCUCAAGUCAGACGUCGCUCACGCCCGGGAAAGAGUUACCAGGUUGAAACGCGAAUUGGAACAGAUCGGCGUCGAGAUGUCGUGCACGCGACGCGGAGUCGAGACCCUCUCAAACGUGGAACAAAAACUGUCCAACGACGGAAGCCGUUACAACGUGGUCGAGGCUCAAGCGAUCGUCACCGAGCUGCGAGAGAUCCAACAGUCGCUGAGUUCCGGACAACGCGAGCGCACCGGCCUGAUGCAUUCGCUGGCCAAGUUGAAAGACGAUCUGACGCGACUGCAGCUGUGUUCCGCCACCGACGAUCCCGAUCUGCAGACGCAGCAUUCGUCGUCCACGCAGCUCAGCGACAAGCUCAGCACGGCUUCGCAGACGGACUUGUCCGGCGAGUUGAUGCCCAUGGGCACGAGACUCGCCGAAAUGGCGCGCAUGCGUCUCGAGUACGACGAGGCGCGAAAGCGCAUACAAAACAUACAGCAACAGUUGGCCGAUCUCGAGGAAAAAGUGAUGCCCGGCCAAGAGGAGUCGGACAAGGACCGAUUGCUUCUGUUCCAAGAGAAGGAACAGCUGCUGAGGGAGCUCAGGAGCAUAACGCCCCGUUCAAGAAGUCACAGGGAGAUGGACGACAUUCAGGGGGAGAUCAAGAAACUCGAACAAGACCUGAACAACGCGUUGGAAAUGUCCAACAGAGCCAUCACCGACAGAUUGAGAUUGCACGAGGAAAAACAGCUGCUGUUGCAACAGCUCAAGGAAGCGUUGCGGUCGAUGACACAACUGGAAUCGCAACUGAAAACGCUGUCGGCGUCCACCCUGUCGGUCAGUUCAAGCUCGAGUCUGGGCUCGUUGUCCACGACUAGCAGCAAGGGCUCGCUGAGCAGUGGUCUCAGUUUCACUGACAUCUAUGGCGGGCCUCAAUGUCUGGCCCCGGCUACAUACGACCGGCCUAUCGACAUGGCUGACUUGCACAAGAGAGUUGAGAGGCUUUUGCAAAAUGACAAUCAACCGCCAGCAUAUGAGAACCCAGGUGAAUCGUCCGGUUCUGUUCCCAACGUCGGCGGUAACGUGACAUACUCCAGAAGCUGUCGACCAACAAGCCCUCCGCUCUCACCCAUAUCUGAGACGCCUCCCAGGAGCGUGUCGGCUGCGGUCAGUGACGAGUCAGUUGCCGGUGAUUCUGGCGUGUUCGAAGCCAGUCACAAGUCUAAUUUCAGUGCAGAAACUUCCCAAGUUCAAAUCAGGCUGAGGUAUUCAAUUGCUGAGCAAGUGUUACAUGUUUGUAUUGAGAGAUUGCGCAAUGUAGUAGCACUGUCUAUAGCGGAAUCAUGGCAAUUAUACAUUAAAAUUGUACUGUUGCCGAGCAGUUCAAAUACUUCACUCAGUGGUUGUACAAAGCCUAUAUCUGAUCUGUCAAAACCCAGAUUCGGCGAUAGUUUUGCGUUUAAUUUGCCAUCCAACAAAUUAUGUACAAAAACUUUACAGGUCAACGUAUGGGGAUUAGGUCCUGAUGAUAUAACUGAGUGUUUGGCAUGUGCUCAAGUGAGUUUGGCUGAAUUUAAUGAGACUGAGAACAACUCUUGGUGCAAAUGGUAUAACUUGUUGAGUCUGAAAUGCAUGCAUAAUGGUGGUUCUCUACCUUCUAUCUUGCUCAAGGAUGAUGGCGGUGGUUCUGACGAUUCCACUAUAAUAUCAUCUCAAACGUCAACCCUUACACGCAACCAAGGUUGUUGUGAAGAAAACGAAGCAAAAUUUAUUAAUGUAGAUAAUUUAAAUGAGAAUGAAGUUGAAUAUGAUGAUGGUGAUUCAGAUGACAGUGUGAGUGACGACGAUGAUGAUGACGAAGAAGAUGACGAUAUUGAAGUUUAUCAGCUGGUUAAUGAAAAGAAAGAAUUAGAACAAGUAUUGGAAAUUCCUAACAAGGAAAACGAUACAGAAGAUAAAGAAACCAAUACAGAAUGUGCCUUUAGUGGUAGCAACGGGGAAAAUACCAGAGUACCUACAAUAGUCAUCAAAAGGUCACAAACAUUUUCACCGACAGCCAAAAACCAGUAUAUCUGUAAACUAAAUCGCAGUGAUAGUGAUAGUGCCAUGAACCUGUACAGACGACACAUAUCGUCAAGUGCUAGUAUGAAAGGCAUUGGUGGCAGUAAUGCUGAUAUAGCAUUCCGUCGCAAUUGCUUAGAACGUCGUUCAUUGCGACUAGGACGAGCGCCUGGCACAUCACCUAGUAGAUGUAUGCCUGCUGUGAAUGGUACAUCUUGGUGUCGCCCACCAAGGACGUCUAUUGAUCUAGAGCUUGAUAGACAAGCACAGCAUGCUAGGUUGUUAUCGCUAAAUGAUGAAAUAUCUAGGCUUAGACAACUGAAAAAUACACUGGAAAUAGCCAAAGAAACCGGUGACACCGACGUGGCUGCUUGGGUUUUGGAAGACGAAGAAUUCCAAAAUCUCGUUAAGGAGGCUGGAGACAAGACCCUUGACGAAAAGAAAGUAGAACGGCGGCUGAAGAGGGCGUCACAAAAAUUGUACAAUUUAAGAAAAAGUAAAGCCGGCCAAGGAAAACCUGACAUUAUUUCAUUCAAAGAAAAAAUGGCUUUCUUUACUCGACCUGGCGUUUCAGUACCUGUUCCCCCUACCAAAUCUUCACAAGACCCAAAGUCUACAGAAACACGGUAUCAAUACACUGUGGACAGGGUAUUUGGAGUAGAGGUUUAGUUCUAUUUUUGUUAUUAGUAAACUAACACAAAAAAAAAUCCCACCUGCCGCUAUUCAAAGACUAUGAUUUGUACAUAUUAUAUAAUAAAUAAAUAAAGAAAAGAAGUGGAAAAUGUUUUGAUUUAUUACAUAUUGUUGUAAUAUAAUCAAUGUUACAUUAUUGUUUUUAUUUUUUAGAUAAAUUUUAUUUAUUGUUAUUUUCUUAUUAUAUUAUUAUUAUUAUUGUUGAAAGUUUUAAAAAAGAACAAAGAAUAAUAUUUUGUAUGUGCCUUAAUUUAAAGAUUUUAGGUAGGUAGUUUAUGUGUAAGUAUUUAAAUAUUGCGAUUUGCCAUAAUUUAUUAUUAAUGAUAAUAUUGUGUAUGAAACAAACCAAUUUUAGAUCUGAUAAUUCAUUUUAUAAUUUUUUUUGCUCUAACCACCGAGGUGGUUUCGAAUUACUUUUUAAUUGUAUGUACAAAGAACCCAUUUUCUAUUACUAUUAUGGAGAAAUAGGAAUUCAAUAUUUUACAUUUUUGGCUGUGACUUAAAGUUAUAAAACAUUAACCGAAUUAAGGUUUCAUAUUAUGCUGAAUGAAUCACGCCUUGGUAAUAAUAAUUGUUAAUUUUUUUAUGGGUGCUAUAAUUCGGUUUGAUAAAAAUUGUAUAUUUAUGCCAGUUAGACUCGCGAAUUUACGUCAGAACACAAUACCAUAUUUUAUUGUCCUUUGUAAAACGAAUCAGGGUAAUGCGAUUUUAGUUUGUACGAAUUUGUAUAAUAUUAAUUAUAUGUUUAUUUUUAUUUUUGGAAACGCCGGAAAGUUUUUGAAAUAAAAUUAAUGAUAAUAAUAAUAAUAAUAUGUAUUUUAUAUUAUAUCCACGUUCAUAAUAAUAAUUAUUAUUAUUGUACGCCUUGUUAGUUUUUGUACAUUUUUUUUUCUAUUUAUAAUGAUUGUUUUGUUGAGGUAUUUUUUUUCUUUAUCUAUUUUUUUUUUUUUUGUGCAUAGUGUACAUAUUAUACUAUAUAUUAUAUACAUAAACAAUUACCUAAAACCUAACAAA